This is a messenger RNA of Gigantopelta aegis, 1566 nucleotides long. Its product is annotated as collagen alpha-4(VI) chain-like. Lineage: Eukaryota; Metazoa; Mollusca; Gastropoda; Neomphalida; Peltospiridae. The coding region runs from base 1 to 1566 and encodes 521 amino acids. The record is from RefSeq and is a predicted model, not a curated record. The transcript is spliced from 9 exons.
AUGUCCAUGUUGAAUGCAGAUAAAUUAAGAUUGUCACAGACAGCGUGCGGCAAAGCAGAUUUCGUGUUUCUUCUCGACGAAUCUGGAAGCGUUGGAGCAGUCGACUUCGAAACUGCUAAAACAUUCGUGAAGAAUGUCGCCAAGUCCUUCACCGUUGGCCCCAACGACAUCCAGAUCGGUCUCGACACCUUCGCGUCCUACCCACGCAGGCACUUCAAGCUUAACCAAUACACGACGUCGGCCGAAAUACAGACCGCCAUCGAGACCAUCGACUACGCCGGCAGCAGCACCUCAACCGCCGACGCUCUGGCUUUCAUGGUGAACGACAGCUUCAGCGCGGCGUCGGGGGCGAGGGAAGGAGUCACGAAGAUCGCAGUCGUCAUAACGGACGGAAAGUCGAACAACAUAGCGGCGACGAGGACGCAGGCCAAGUUGGCGCGAGACGCCGGCAUCACCAUCCUGGCCGUCGGCGUGGGCAGUAACGUGGACGACACCGAGCUGAAUGACAUCGCCAGCGACCCGGACAGCCAGUACGUGUUCAAGACGGAUUCGUUUGACGCGCUGAAGACCAUACAGGACGUGUUGGCCAAGACGGCCUGCGAAGUGUCACAGACAGCGUGCGGAAAAGCAGAUUUCGUGUUUCUUCUCGACGAAUCUGUAAGCGUUGGAGCAGUCGACUUCGAAACUGCUAAAAUAUUCGUGAAAAAUGUAGCCAAGUCCUUCACCGUGGGUCCCAACGACAUCCAGAUCGGUCUCGACACCUUCGCGUCCGACCCACGCAGGCACUUCAACCUUAACCAAUAUACGACGUCGGCCGAAAUACAGACCGCCAUCGACGCCAUCGACUACGCCGGCAGCGCGAUAGCUUCAGCGCGGCGUCGGGGGCGAGGGAAGGAGUCACCAAGAUCGCAGUCGUCAUCACGGACGGAGUGUCGAACGACAAAGCGGCGACGAGGACGCAUCACCAUCCUGGCCGUCGGCGUGGGCAGCAACGUGGACGAAACCGAGCUGAAUGACAUCGCCAGCGACCCGGACAGCCAGUACGUGUUCAAGGCGGAUUCGUUCAACGCGCUGAAAACCAUACAGGACGUGUUGGCCAAGACGGCCUGCGAAGAAACUAGAGAAUGCGGUCACGCCGCGCUGCAGAACGCCGUCACGGGUAGGAUGUUAAACGGUCGUCCUAACGGGCGAUGUGAGUGGCCGUGGAUGGUGUCGAUGCGGACACAGACAAACAGUGAGGCGGCGUCAUCGUCGGCAGGAACAAGGUCAUCACUACAGCAGCGUGUGCGCAGAGUUUUAAUUCAUCUACGUAUGAAAGACACGUGGGGUCACAAUAAAAAGUCCAUAGCGCGUAUGACCACCAUCUGCAGCAACACAAGCCAUGCAACGUCUCCUCAUCGACCUGAUAAGUCUGCGAACAGUGUUCUGGGGGAUAGCAUUCCACUCCUGCUGUGGUGCAUUUUCCAGUUCUCUAAGAGCAAUGAAGAUAACGAACGUGAUGCCGGGAAACACCUCUCAUUUAAAUUAGCACCGGUCCGUCUCAAGUACAUUAUAUCAGGAACUUAG